Messenger RNA from Aplysia californica (California sea hare), 312 nucleotides. Its product is annotated as protein GVQW3-like. NCBI's taxonomy places the organism in Eukaryota, Metazoa, Mollusca, Gastropoda, Aplysiida, Aplysiidae. Bases 1 to 312 code for a protein of 103 amino acids. The transcript has a single exon. The record is from RefSeq and is a predicted model, not a curated record.
AUGGCAAAGUCACGGGUAUAUGAGUGGUGUAGUAAGUUCAAAGCCGGGCAUACGGAUGUCAGUGACAAAGUUCACCCAGGACCUUGUUUUUUUGCCAAGAUUGGGGACAACAAGAGUCGCGUUAAGGAACUCAUUCAAACAGACUGGCGCCUAAAGAUUCGCGACAUUUCCGAGUCGCUAAACAUUUCAAAGUCGACUGUCCAUGGGAUAGUGUUUGAAGAGCUGCACUAUCGAAAAGUCUCUGCUCGAUGGGUCCCAAAAGAGCUGACAGCUGACAACAAGAUGCAACGUGCUGAAGUGUCUCAGACUUAG